Coregonus sp. 'balchen' is the source of this 3959-nucleotide messenger RNA. NCBI's taxonomy places the organism in Eukaryota, Metazoa, Chordata, Actinopteri, Salmoniformes, Salmonidae. The record is from the annotation of a GenBank genome assembly.
AAUCCCAGGUUUCUUACUUUUUCCUAUUCAAAAUUGUUUCUACUCGUUACAAGUACAUUAUAUGGCAGAUUGAAGAGUUCGCAAAAGACAACGCGAGUACGACGAGGAUAAAGGAGAUUCCCACCCGGAUAACUUUUUCCAAAAAUAGGUGCAUCCACGGCAGUCUGUGAUUUAUAGGCCAAAUAUGACGUACGUUUAUAGCCAGCGGUCUUUGAUGGUCCUGUCUUCAUUAGGGAUCCUGUCUGGGAUUAUGUCUCUGCUAUCAGUCAUUCUGAUUUUCCAGAUACAAUCACAACAGAUUGCUGUGAAGGAAUCUCCCCCCAAAAUCUCCAUCAUGCCAACUAAUGUUUGGGAAGUGCUGAUGCCAGUGUCUACAGUGCUCUCUACUCUCUCUCUCACGCUCAAUUUGAGCUCCGUCAUGGUCUGCCUUCUGCAUAGCUACUUUACAACCGAGAUAUGCAGAGGAGAAGAAGAUACAGAAAGGUACACAUCCAUCAACAUACUUUAAGGAUAUUUUAUUUGUUGUAGGCAAUAAUUGUAUCACUGAUGCACCUGCAGUUUACUUUUUUGAAUAACAUGCUUCAAUUAUAUUAAAGUUUGAGAUUGACAGAAAUUAAAGUAAGAAUAUUACAUUCUUAUAAAUUCAUAUAUAACUUUCAGUGUGUGCCAGGUGCCGACAGAGGCUGCUUGACCGACCCCACCCCCCAUAUCUGAACUCCGUAUGAAUCCUGAACAAACAAUAGCGUUCCCUCAUUAUGCACCCAGUGCAUGGCCUCUGGCCUCAGAGGCCUGGCACUUUCCCACAUUGGGUUAGAAUUGUGCCUGUGCUUUUAAUGACUUUCAUAUAAAUAAAGGCAUAGCUUCUGUGCACUCCAGUGCAAGUAAUGACAAAGCAUUCUAUAAUGAAACUCAUUUUGAGCAGAAAGGUAUCACAUGACAGAAAAAGAAUGGACAGAAGAAAAGGCCUAAUUUGAACCUUGAAAUUAUUUCUUUAUUUUGGUGCAAAUAAAUAAUUGUGAACUAAUUGAACAAUACCCAUCAACAUAUGAUCAUGUCAUCAUCGUCACUGAUUGCAUUUUCUUCAUUUCCUCCCAUAGAGCAGACUGGUUCCUAUUGCAUAGCCAAGCUGUCCGACAUGUGGCCAUUGGAUUAUUUUGCCUUGGGGUUUCAGUAUACUUAGCAGGUAAGAAUGACAAAAAAUGUAAACAGUAAGGCCCAUAAUUAACUGUUUGAAUGAAAUGACAAGAACAUAGUGUACUAAAGGAAUCUUACAAACAUGUGUUACAAGUGGCAUCACAAACUCAUUGGCUAUAUCAACAGUAACAAACUGCAACAUAUUUAGUAUUUUUUGUUGUUGUAAGAUUUUAUAAACAAUACAUACAAACAUCCUACAAAUAUCAACUACAUCACACCUGCCUAGACCCACUAGCAACACACCCCCAUCUCCUGCGCCCACAUAAUUUUCCGUAACACGGCUGAAACUGCACUAUUUUGUUUCUCGCCCACACACUUUCACUAUUUAAAAAAUACAUCUUUAGAUUUUUCUGUUGUACUAAUGAUGGCCGAUUGAUUGAUUUCCAAGUUUUUAGUAUACGUUUUUUCAAAAUGAGUGAUGAGAAAAGAAUCUUCCAACAAAUCGGGUAUAUGCCAUGUCUUGAAAUAUGCAAACAGACGGAUUAAAAGUAAAUUUACAUUGUAAUACUUCUGACAACCAACUUUCUAGCUCCGCCCACAACUUCCAGACUUUAAAGCGUUCCCAGAAAGCAUGGAUUAUUGAUUCAUUAUUUGUUUAAGACUUAAGACAUUACCCUGUUUUGUGCUGUAGAAUUUGUGAAUUUUGUCUCUUGUAUAAUAAAUUCUACACAUUAGCUUCCAUUUUCGUUAACUGUAAUUUCUUUAAAUCAUGCUCCAACUUUCCCUCUAUCUUGUGCCAACAUCAAUUCUUAAAUCUUGGUUCCAACAGAUUAUAUUUUUUUCUAAGAGAUUGUCAGUUGGAUAUGCUCUCUGCAAGCUUUUGUAUAUCUUCCCUAUCAUAUGAACAUCAUUUUCUGACUCAAAUAAGAUUCCCUCAAGGUUGCUCUGAUGUCCAAAUGAUUUCAAAUCGAAAUUUCGUGGUAUGUAACUUUUAAGUUGCAUGUAUUUGAAACUAUCUACAUUAGUCAGUCCAAAAUUACAUUUAUUUCCAUGACGGAAUUAAAAAGUAUUUCCUGUUACCAAGUCAUUUACGGUUUCUAUGCCUUUAGUUUUCCAUGUAGACACAUUUAUCGGUGAAUUCUGAAAAGCUAUCCAAGGAUUGUUCCAUAAGGUUGUGCUUUUAGAAUACGUUUCAUUAACUAUGAAGUUGUUCAUUUUCUUAGCUUUAUCCUUUGAAAAUAGACACGUACAAAGAUUCUGGGGAUGAGCAUGCAUAUCUUCAAUAUGUACCCAUUGUUCCUCUUUAGUGUAUUUAACUAUAUGUCGCAAGUAAAAGCCUUGGGUAGCGAUUUUAUACAAUUCCAAGUCUGGAAUUUAUAUUUGGUAGUAUUAUGAACACAGUAGUCACCCCACAUAACAUCAUGUGAAAGCACUUUUAAUUUAGCUAAAUCAGAUUAAUUUAUUAGACAUUACAUCCGUUCAGACCAACUGCAAAACAACAACAGCUUGUACCAAAUAGAGCUUUGCGUGAACCUAGAAAAGACAACUUCAUUCAGAUUUCUACAGAUAUAUUCCAGUUAAUUUGCAGCCGAGACAAAAGUCACUGCUUUCAGAGUCCCUUCAGCUGAUUGAUACACAAGGCCCAUAACAAUGGUGUCUUUGACAGAAGUGCAUUACUGACGUGUCUUAAGGCAGGUCCUGGCAAGUCAAAGCCGUUGGCUUUCCAUUCAGGUGAGUGCCUAGUUGAGGUGAGGCAGUGCAACAUUGUAAUGGACCGUAGAUGACCCCCUGACCCCACAGCUCCCUUUCAGAGGGAACUGAGCCUCACUGCAAUGCCACAACGUCAUUAUCAUCAUAUCCCAGAGGUGUGCUUCUCUCCUCCCUCCUUUAGCACUCCUGGAUCUGUUGUUCUUCUCCCGCUGAAAGAUGACCAAACAUUAGUCAAAUAGAGGAAAAUACACACAAAAAACACAACAAUGGCAAUGCACUACAAUAUUUAGAGUUAUUCAUCUCUGGAAGGAAAGGGACCGGAAAAGUGAUCUUUCUUACAGUGUAAUAAACAAAUCUUCCUGUACCUGUCGCUCUGUGGCGGUCUCCCUCUCUCUUCCUGUUCGUCUCCCUCUCUCUUCCUGUUCGUCUCCCUCUCUCUUCCUGUUCGUCUCCCUCUCUCUCUCUCUUCCUGUUCGUCUCCCUCUCUCUCUCUCUCUUCCUGUUCGUCUCCCUCUCUCUCUCUCUUCCUGUUCGUCUCUCUCUCUCUCUCUCUCUUUCUCUUUGUCCCUUUCUCUCCUGCAGCUAUGUCCAUCUACAUGCUGCUGGUGUUUGAGGUAGAGACAGGCAUCGCCAGCGCAUGCGUACUGGCCUCAGGCAUCCUGAUUCUGCUGGUGAUCGUGAUUCACUCACUGGUCAAAGCUGCCCGCACCGCCCAACACUACCACGGUGGGGAGUACACUGACACCCUGUAUCAGAACCAGCACAGCGGGUGCACCCCCGCCGUCCGCCACGGCGAGCUCCAAGACGGGGACAAACCCAGGAGGCACCGCAACAACUCCCAACUCCACCGACAGUUGUCCUACCCUCCAUGUACUGACCCAAAGCAGCAUCACCAGCAUCAUUCCCCAUCCCACGGCCCACAGAGCCACGGCAGUGACAAGGAGGGCUACAGUAGUGGUGGGAGUGGGGGUGGCUCGAGAAUGCACAGGACCCUGUCGACAGAGUCAGGGCCGCUGCAGUCUCCGUCUACGCCAUGGAAUGGCAUUAACAAUGAGAUGAGGAGCGUGCUGGCCCGCAAGUCAGGAGCCUCCAGUAAAGACUCUACUCUAGUGUGA